Molecule: messenger RNA, 978 nt
Organism: Salvia hispanica
Lineage: Eukaryota; Viridiplantae; Streptophyta; Magnoliopsida; Lamiales; Lamiaceae
Source: RefSeq, a predicted model, not a curated record
AUGGUUCGAUGCAUUCAGAUUGGGCUGCUUUGUGUCCAAGAACAUCCCAUGGAUAGACCUUCCAUUGAAAUCGUGCUGUCGAUGCUGAGUCGUGAUAUCGUGGAGCUGCCAGUGCCGAACCAGCCAGGUGCUACAAAUCCGACAAAGAAGUUUUUAGAUUGGAAUAUGCAUUCCAGCAUCAUCGAUGGCAUUGGGAGAGGCAUCCUGUACCUUCACAGAGACUCAAGACUAAGGAUCAUUCACAGAGACUUGAAGUCAGGUAAUGUUCUGCUAGACAAGGACUGGAAUCCAAAAAUCUCGGAUUUCGGGAUGGCAAGAAUAUUCGGAGGCAAUGAAGACCAUGGCAGUACUGCAAGAGUCGUGGGAACAUACGGAUACAUGGCACCAGAAUACGCAAUGGGAGGCAGAUUUUCUGAAAAAUCUGAUGUAUACAGCUUCGGAGCUGCGUGGAAAAUGUGGAAUGAGGGUAAUGGUUUGAGUUUCGUGGAGCAAAGCAUCGUGAGCGGGGAGACGGAGGAAGAGAUAGUUCGAUGCAUUCAGAUAGGGCUGCUUUGUGUCCAAGAACAUCCCAUGGAUAGACCUUCCAUUGAAACUGUGUUGUUGAUGCUGAGUCGUGUGAUAAUCAGAGAUCCAGAAACCAUUACAUCAGCAAAGCAGAACUACAUAUUGAGAUUCUUCUCUCCUCCAAACACCACCAACCGCUACGUAGGAAUCUCCUUCUCCUUGUCGGAAGAAACCGUGAUUUGGGUCGCCAACAGAGACACACCCCUUAAAGAUUCUUCCGGCCGUUACUCUGGAAUGGCGUUAAGCCAGAAUGUAAAGACUGGGAAGCAGGUGGUGCUGACAGCGUGGAAAAACGCCACCGAUCCCGCCAUAGGGAGCUUCAGGGGAGGCAUAGAAGUCAUGAAUGGAAUCCCACAGCUUGUCACCAGGAACGAGGGCGGCCGCACUGGAGGAGCGGGCAGUGGAACGGCCUGA